CGUUGAACUCUUUUUUUUUUAUACAGAUCUGGUCGUACAGUACUACAUAUGAUGAUGUCCAAUUUUGGCUACCUCGCCGACGGUCGCGCGAACGCUAGUAGCUCCUGAACGUUAACGAACCUUCGAACUCCUGAAGCCCUGCCAAGUAUCCUGAUGUUCUAUCAUACUUACUAUGCGUGCUGCAGACAACUUAAACCAUGGAUGUUCUGUCACCGCAUGACUCAAUCGCUGGACAUUGAAAUAUCCAGUGCGUUAGUAUACCACUAACUCAGAGUUCCCCACUCGCAGACAUUCCAGAGUAUGCCCCUAAUCCCAAGUGACCCAACUUCGUGGUCAUUCGAUACUAAUACCUAUCGUGUUUCCAACUAUUUUAUAGUCGCAUCGUCCGCUGCUGUGGUCUAUGACUGGGUAUUGACAUUCGGGCGAGAGUAUAAACUCAUCUGGAGGCAACGCCGUUCUCUCAUGACUGUUCUAUAUAUCAUCGUGCGCUGCAUCGGAUUACUAUACUCUGUCGGCAACGUACUGUUAAAUCUCCCGGGAGUCUUGAAGACAGACACGGGCAAUACUAUGAACUUCGCUUUAUUCUGGACGAUUUUUAUCGUAAAUUCCAUGCUGAGUGUCAUCGUGAUCACUCGGUUACAUGCUAUGUAUCAGCGAUCCAGAAAGAUGCUCGUCUUUCUAGUUGUAGUUCACUCCUCCAUCAUGGUUCCCUGCGCAGUGAUUGGUGUAAUAGGAAGCAACCAUGCUCCCACGAGGGUGAUCCUCAUCAACGACAUACAGUGCAUUAUCGAAGUCGACAAAGACGAACAACUUUGGUUGCUCGAGGUUUACAUGCUCGCAACUGUAUGGCACCUACUCACACUGUGUCUUGCAAUCUGGAAUUUUGUAAAACACUUUCGUGAACUACAACCACUAUCGACAGGACGGACUUUCAUCGGGGAUUGUUCCAUGGUGUUAAUGAAAACCCAUUUACUCUAUUUUGCAUUCUUUACUGCUGGAUGUGUCCUCAACAUUGGCUUGUUAUCUCCAGUGGUCCUGGAUGUAUCUCGCUUGGAAGCUCAGAUUUAUCGGGGCAUUCUUGAACUCGUCACGCUCUUCCAGAUGUUUGUGGUAGGACCGCGCCUCAUCCUUAGCGUUCGAGAAUGGCACGCCGAGUUCCUGGUCAAGUCUGAGGAAGGAAUAUUUGAAUCACCUGCAAUCGCUUCCCAGGACCCCUUACAAGUGCCAACUAGCACUAAUGUGUAGGAAUGAUCAAACACCUGUCGGAUACCCUGUACUCAAUGCUAUGUAAAUUUUAUUUGUCGUAGUACUGUAACUGUAAAUGGGACGAAGGCUGCGAUUGCUGGAUAACACAA
Suillus plorans is the source of this 1355-nucleotide messenger RNA. RefSeq lists its product as uncharacterized. The coding region runs from base 301 to 1245 and encodes 314 amino acids. The record is from RefSeq and is a predicted model, not a curated record. The transcript has 13 exons. NCBI's taxonomy places the organism in Eukaryota, Fungi, Basidiomycota, Agaricomycetes, Boletales, Suillaceae.